Molecule: messenger RNA, 2832 nt
Organism: Ictalurus punctatus (channel catfish)
Lineage: Eukaryota; Metazoa; Chordata; Actinopteri; Siluriformes; Ictaluridae
Gene: gtpbp1
Product: GTP binding protein 1
Exons: 13
Coding region: 340-2343 (667 amino acids)
Biological process (GO): translational elongation
Molecular function (GO): GTP binding; GTPase activity; translation elongation factor activity
Source: RefSeq, a predicted model, not a curated record
UUAAUGAGGAGGCGUUCCCUGGAUAAACUACACAUGCUAGCUGUUUUUAUUUUACUUGUGUAAUAAACACUGAAACACGGAUGGUAUGCUGGUUUGUGUGGCUUCGGCUUUUCAGUAUGUAGUUAACACUCAUGACAGGAUUCAGUGUGUAAAUCUGUAUAUCAGGGGUUUGGAGUUGAAUUUGACUGGAGUAUCUGCAGCAGCUGUUACUGUAUGAGGAGCUAACUUAGCUACGCGGAUCUUCUCUCUCAGCUCUGGAAUUUAAACCGCGUCAUUUAAAGAUUCUUACUUUUACUUGUAGAUUUUAUUAUUUUACUUUUAGAUAUAUUUGUUUAGAACAUGGCAUCGAUGGCGACUGCCGAGCCCGGUUUAAACCCAGGGCCAAUGUCAGCCACUGAGUCUUUGGUUCCUGCUAGCAUGUUCGCUCCACUCGGCCGGGGCUGUGGGGACGACGACGGGGCAGAGUGUUUCGAGGACGGCGAGGUGCUCAAUGGCGAGACCGGGGAUUUCUCCAGCAAGUUGGCUCUGGUCAGUCCUAAUGGAGAGCAGUACGACUCGUUACUGCGGCAGUUGCGUGAGCGGAUGGAUGAGGGCUGUGGAGAGACCAUUUAUGUGGUGGGAGUGGGGUCAGACGGCGGUGAUUACGGUCUGAAUGAGAGUGACAUGGAGGCGUCGGUGGCCACGGUGCAGUCCCUGUGCGAGCAGAUCGAAGCCGACCUCAUCCUCCUGAGAGAGCGCGCGGAGAGUGGCGGCCAGGUCCGAGAUUACCUCAUCCGCCGCCGUGUGGGCGAGGCGGACUUCCUGGAGGUCAGGGUGGCGGUGGUAGGAAAUGUGGAUGCGGGAAAAAGCACGCUCCUUGGAGUCCUCACACAUGGAGAGCUGGAUAACGGUCGAGGUUUCGCUCGUCAGAAACUUUUCCGUCACAAGCACGAGCUGGAGAGCGGCCGUACCAGCAGUGUGGGGAACGACAUCCUGGGCUUCGACCGUCGUGGCCACGUCGUCAACAAACCCGAUAGCCACGGCGGCAGUCUGGACUGGACCAAGAUCUGUGAGAAGUCCUCCAAGGUCAUCACCUUCAUCGACCUGGCGGGACACGAGAAGUACCUGAAGACCACCGUGUUCGGCAUGACAGGCCACCUGCCCGACUUCUGCAUGCUCAUGGUGGGCAGUAAUGCAGGUAUAGUGGGCAUGACUAAAGAACACCUGGGCUUAGCGCUGGCUCUCAACGUGCCCGUGUUUGUGGUGGUCACUAAGAUAGACAUGUGUCCUGCUAACAUCCUGCAAGAGACGCUGAAGCUGCUGCAGAGGUUGCUGAAGUCUCCUGGCUGCAGAAAGAUCCCGGUUCUGGUGCAGAACAAAGACGACGUCAUCGUCACUGCCUCCAACUUCAGCUCCGAGCGAAUGUGCCCAAUUUUCCAGAUUUCUAAUGUCACUGGGGAGAACAUGGACCUCUUGAAGAUGUUCCUGAACCUGCUGUCCUCCAGAACGUCGUUUAAAGAUGACGAGCCAGCCGAGUUUCAGAUAGACGACACUUACUCAGUACCGGGUGUAGGGACUGUAGUAUCAGGAACGACAUUACGGGGGCUAAUCCGGCUGAAUGAUACCAUGCUGCUGGGGCCGGACCCCCUCGGUGCCUUUAUCUCCAUCGCUGUUAAAUCCAUCCACAGGAAGAGGAUGCCUGUGAAGGAGGUGCGAGGAGGACAGACAGCAUCUUUUGCUCUCAAAAAGAUAAAGCGCUCAUCUAUAAGGAAAGGGAUGGUGAUGGUAUCACCGCGGUUAAACCCACAGGCAUCAUGGGAGUUCGAGGCAGAGAUCCUGGUGCUCCAUCACCCGACGACAAUCUCACCCCGAUACCAGGCCAUGGUGCAUUGUGGGAGCAUCAGACAGACGGCGACGAUCCUGACGAUGAACCGAGACUGUUUACGAACAGGAGACAAGGCCACGGUGCAUUUCCGCUUCAUCAAAACACCCGAGUACCUGCACGUGGACCAGAGACUGGUGUUCAGAGAGGGCAGGACGAAAGCUGUGGGCACCAUCACCAAGCUUCUUCAGUCAACAAAUAAUCAACCGUCAAACUCCAAACCUCCACAAAUCAAAAUGCAGUCGACUAAGAAGGUGGUGAAGAGAGAUGAGGGUCAGACAUCAGCUGCAGAGGAAACGCUGAGCAACACAGCGCCGACUGCUUCCAUCCCUCCUCUACAGCAGACUGAGGGAGACGAAGACACUCAGACUAAAGACUCCAAGCCAAAAUCUGGAGGCAGGCGACGAGGAGGGCAGAGACACAAGGGUAAAAGUCAGUCCAGCACCACAGCGCCCCCUGCUGGUGCAGUCGGAGGCUGUUAAACCCCGCUCCACUCCAUUACAGUCAAUUUUGUAGCUUAUAGAAGACAUGAAAAUGGGCAGCUGCCUCCACCACUCAUAUUUAAUUUUAUGCUUUUAUUUUAAACUUGGACCACAGCACUGCUUCCUCCACACAGAACCACAUGGAACCACCAUGCAGUGUCCUGCACAGUUUAACUUAUAAACAAUGAAUGGUGUGUUCUUAGAGCUUCACGUUGUCUUUAUUAAAGUUCUCAUGAAAGAAGCAGAGAAGCUGCAUGAUGGUUCUUUACUGAGGUUUUUUUUUCUUUCUGUUUUGUUUUAAAAUAUCAGUGGUGCUGCCUCGUGUAAAGGAAGAAGGAUGAUGAGUAUGAGUGAAGCUCUUCUGCAUUAAAUAUGGCAUUAUUCACAGACUAAACAACUUGUUCUAGUAACCUUUGUAGAUAAUAUUCUGUUUAAGGUUUAUGAUUAUAAAAGAUCAUACGAUAAAAUAAAGAAAAAUGUUUCAUCACA